Messenger RNA from Lycium ferocissimum, 752 nucleotides. Its product is annotated as protein DETOXIFICATION 12-like. Bases 21 to 698 code for a protein of 225 amino acids. Gene Ontology annotation, molecular function: antiporter activity; xenobiotic transmembrane transporter activity. Gene Ontology annotation, cellular component: membrane. The transcript has 4 exons. Gene Ontology annotation, biological process: transmembrane transport. NCBI's taxonomy places the organism in Eukaryota, Viridiplantae, Streptophyta, Magnoliopsida, Solanales, Solanaceae. The record is from RefSeq and is a predicted model, not a curated record.
GUGUAUUUUCAACAAAAUUCAUGCUACGUGUUGUAUUUUGUAGUCUUGAAUGGUGGUCAUUUGAGCUGCUUAUCUUGCUAUCCGGGCUAUUACCGAAUCCCCAACUUGAAACUUCAGUGCUAUCCAUAUGCCUGAACACCAUUUCGACCCUUUAUGCAAUUCCAUUUGGUCUCUCUGGUGCUGUAAGCACUCGAGUUUCUAAUCAAUUAGGAGCUGGAAAUCCUCAAGGGGCUCGUGUUUCCGUGGUUUCUGUAAUGCUCAUUGCAGCCACAGAGACAAUAUUAGUAAGCACAACUCUAUUUGCCUGUCGAAACGUAUUUGGCUACAUUUUCAGCAACGAGAAGGAAGUCGUGGACUAUGUCGCAAACAUGGCUCCUCUUCUAUGUCUAUCGGUCAUAACUGACAGCUUGCAAGGAACCCUUUCGGGUGUCGCGAGGGGAUGUGGUUGGCAGCAUAUCGGAGCCUAUGUCAAUCUUGCUUCAUUUUACCUUUGUGGAAUUCCUAUUGCUGCUUCAUUGGCUUUUUGGCUCAAUUUUCGGGGGAAAGGCUUGUGGAUCGGCAUACUUUCUGGUGCAGCUCUGCAGACUAUUUUACUUUCUGUGAUAACAUGCUGCACAAAUUGGAAAAAACAAGCUGCAAUGGCAAGGGAGAGGCUUCAUGCUGAUGAAAAAUUAUCUAUUGAUAACAGGCUGAUGUAAUUGAGAGGCCUGUAGUUGAAUUCAACAACACUGUUGAAAGUCUUAAAGAAGUUA